Prosopis cineraria is the source of this 2225-nucleotide messenger RNA. Its product is annotated as calcium-dependent protein kinase 2-like. The coding region runs from base 51 to 1685 and encodes 544 amino acids. Gene Ontology annotation, biological process: peptidyl-serine phosphorylation; intracellular signal transduction; protein autophosphorylation. Gene Ontology annotation, molecular function: calmodulin binding; calcium ion binding; calcium/calmodulin-dependent protein kinase activity. Gene Ontology annotation, cellular component: nucleus; cytoplasm. The transcript has 9 exons. Lineage: Eukaryota; Viridiplantae; Streptophyta; Magnoliopsida; Fabales; Fabaceae. The record is from RefSeq and is a predicted model, not a curated record.
UUCCUCUCUCUCGUCAUCCUGCCUCUCUCUCAUCUCUCCCUCCCCCCACCAUGGGCAACUGUUGCUCUCAGAGCAACGACACCGAUGCCCCGGCCGAAGCCACCGGCUCAGCGGCCGAUGUUGCCAAGGGAGGAUCCUUGAACAAUUCCCAAGGAGGCAGCAACAAUAACAACAGCGGGGGAGGAGAAGGAGGAGGAGGUGGUGGCAGUAACUCGGUGAAAUCAUCCCCGGCACCGAAUCCUCCUCCGUCCAAGGCCGGUAAGCCUGGGCCGAUGGGACCAGUCCUCCAGCGUCCGAUGGAGGACGUGAAGGCCACGUACACGAUCGGAAAAGAGCUAGGAAGAGGACAAUUCGGAGUGACGCAUCUUUGCACGCACAAGGCCACCGGACAACAGUACGCGUGCAAGACGAUCGCGAAGAGGAAGCUCGCGAACAAAGAAGAUAUCGAGGACGUGAGGAGGGAGGUUCAGAUAAUGCAUCAUUUGGCGGGACAGCCGAACGUGGUGGAGCUUAAAGGAGCGUUUGAGGAUAAGCAUUCGGUGCAUCUGGUGAUGGAGUUGUGCGCCGGCGGUGAACUGUUCGAUCGGAUAAUCGAGAAAGGUCAUUAUACGGAGCGAGCGGCAGCGUCGUUGAUGAGGACGAUAGUGCAGAUCGUUCAUACUUGUCAUUCUAUGGGAGUGAUUCAUAGAGAUCUGAAGCCCGAGAAUUUCUUGCUCUUGAACAAGAACGAAGAUUCCCCUCUCAAGGCCACCGAUUUCGGUUUAUCCGUUUUCUUCAAAGAAGGGGAGACAUUUAAAGAUAUUGUUGGGAGUGCAUAUUAUAUAGCUCCUGAAGUAUUGAAGAGGAAAUAUGGGCCAGAAGUUGAUAUAUGGAGUAUUGGUGUCAUGCUCUACAUUCUUCUUUGUGGUGUUCCUCCAUUUUGGGCAGAAUCUGAGCAUGGCAUCUUCAAUGCAAUCUUAAGAGGACAUGUAGAUUUCUCAGCCGAUCCAUGGCCGUCCAUCUCACCAUCAGCAAAAGAUCUUGUCAAGAAAAUGUUGAAUUCUGAUCCCAAGGCCAGGCUCACAGCCUACCAAGUUCUAAAUCAUCCAUGGAUUAAGGAGGAUGGAGAAGCACCUGAUACUCCUCUUGACAAUGCUGUGCUCAACAGACUCAAACAGUUCAGAGCAAUGAACCAAUUCAAAAAAGCUGCUUUGAGGGUGAUUGCUGGGUGCCUAUCAGAGGAAGAAAUAAUGGGAUUGAAGGAAAUGUUCAAGAACAUGGACACAGAUGGAAGUGGAACCAUUACAGUAGAAGAGCUCAAGCAAGGCCUUGCUAAACAAGGAACCAAGCUCUCUGAACAAGAAGUUAAACAACUGAUGGAAGCUGCUGAUGCAGAUGGCAAUGGAACCAUAGAUUAUGACGAGUUCAUCACAGCAACAAUGCAGAUGAACCGAAUGAACAAAGAAGAACAUCUCUACACUGCCUUCCAAUACUUUGAUAAAGAUAACAGCGGGUACAUUACCAUUGAAGAAUUAGAACAAGCUCUCAAGGAAUUUAACAUGCAUGACGGCAGGGAUAUCAAAGAAAUCAUCUCAGAAAUUGACUCAGAUCAUGACGGAAGGAUAAACUAUGAAGAGUUUGUAGCAAUGAUGAGAAAAGGAAACCCAGAAGCCAUAACCAAGAAAAGGCGUGAUUCAUAUGUUUGAUCUCUAUCAUCAUCACUACAUAUACUUUUCUUAUAUAUAAGGUUUUAGUUGGGGAGAGACUUCCAUUGUUGAGGGAAAGCAAUAUAAAUGGCAAGAAAGGGUAAUCUUCAAUUCACCACCAUCAUCUGGCAAGUGUUUCAUCAUCGAAACAAUUCUCUUAAAGGAUUCUGAUUGAAACUGGCACUCGUGAAAGAAGGAUCUUUGAUAAUCAUUCAUAUAUUAUGUAUCUCUCUUGGUGUUUAGAGUAAGAGAGAUGUGGGAAGGAGCUUGUGAAGAUGAUGAGAAGAAAAAGCAAGUAUCUCUUUCUACAUGCAUGGCUCGAAGGAUUGAGAAAUUUUUCUACAUUGAUGUUUGUUUGUUUGUUUGCAUUUUUCUUUUCUGUGAAUUAUUGUAACAAGUCCCAUGUUGUUAUUUGUUGUUUCUCCCAUAGGAAUGAAAGUGUUAGCGAAAUUCUUGAGCAAAUCCGAUCUAUAGUUGAAAUAAGGUAAAUCAAUUCCAUUGUUGUAAAUGAGUAUUAAAAAUGUCAGAAAAAUGAGUCAA